AUGUCCCCUGAUAGCUCUUCACCAUCCACCAAGCGUAGCCUGAAACCGUCGCCCAUCGCAGCGAAUCCGCAACCAACCGUUCCAUACUCUGCGCCUCCAGAGUUGCCUAGUUUACAACCAGCGGCGUCAUUCACUACGGCGAAUCAAGAAGCUCACCCUGGCGCUCAGCCACCACUUCCAUCUCCCACGAGUCGGAAGCGCAAGUCUGUAACGCUCGGACAGUCGCAAGACCAGAUGGCCAGUACAUCAGAUAGCGCAGAGGCGCAAGCAAGUAGUGCAGCGUUGCCUCCAGCAGCUGAUGUCGAUGCCACGCAGGAGCCGAAGACUAAGAAGAGUCGGACAAAUACGCCGUGGACGCCAGCUGAGGAAUUGAGGUUGAAACAAAUGAGAGAUGCUGGGAAUAGCUGGAGCGAAAUUGCAAAGAGCGCUGCGCUGCUUGCCGCCAUCAAGGAGUAUGACGCCAACAAAUGGAAGGUCAUAGGACAGAAGGUCGGCAAACCUGCCAAAGCAUGCGAACAGUACGCGAAAGAGAAUUUUGGCGGCAAGUACUGA
Molecule: messenger RNA, 552 nt
Organism: Alternaria postmessia
Lineage: Eukaryota; Fungi; Ascomycota; Dothideomycetes; Pleosporales; Pleosporaceae
Exons: 3
Coding region: 1-552 (183 amino acids)
Source: RefSeq, a predicted model, not a curated record